Molecule: messenger RNA, 2203 nt
Organism: Drosophila rhopaloa
Lineage: Eukaryota; Metazoa; Arthropoda; Insecta; Diptera; Drosophilidae
Exons: 2
Coding region: 108-1736 (542 amino acids)
Biological process (GO): regulation of transcription by RNA polymerase II
Cellular component (GO): nucleus
Molecular function (GO): sequence-specific DNA binding; DNA-binding transcription factor activity, RNA polymerase II-specific
Source: RefSeq, a predicted model, not a curated record
GACUCCUGGCCGGUUAUCGCUCAUCUCUAGUGUUAGAUCUCGCGAAGCGCACCGCGUUAUGUUUGUUCGGUUUAAUUAUAAUAUUCGACAACUUAAUUUAUAGAAAAAUGUCGCGGAAUGUAACGCUCUCGGAUGAACAGAGUCGGCUGAAUGCGCGUUUGGAGGCGCACAUGGUGUAUAUAUGUCCGGAGUGCGGAAAGGCAUUUCGCACGCAGGCAGAGUGGCGUCAACAUCUGAACACGAAACACGACUAUCUGAAGAAGACCUACUCCGAUUUCAACUUUAUCCAGAUCGAUGAGCGCUUCCACGAAUGCCAGCUGUGCUUCAAGUGGGUGGAGAAUGCCCACAAAACGAUCGCCUUGCUGCAGUACCACUACUUUAUGCACCUGGAACACAGUGAAACAUAUCGAUGCGUGCACUGCCGCAUGGCUUACACGAGGCGCCGGGCUCUGAAUGUCCACCUGUUGGACACACACAUGAGGGAGAUCGAGAAGUACGAGAACAAACUGCGACAGAUGAAGCGGCAGCAGCAAAAACCCACCACUGUGGGAACAGCUGGUCUAGGGAGUCCAGAUAAAACGGCGGCAGGAAGGACACGAGGGCGUCCCAAAGGAUCUGGGAAUAAAAAGCAGAAGGAUCUGCUGCAAAAGGCGCUAAUGGACAUCGAUCUUAACACGGAGUUGGAGAAGUCCCCAACUCAACCAUCUGUAGCAGUAGCUCCUGCAUCCGCACCGAAAAGCAAUGCAAAUGUCAGUGAACAGAAUCUGGACCGGUGUUUGAAUGCCUACGAGGACAUUGUGCGAAAAGAGGAGGAGAAGGUGCCCAAGUAUGACGCCGAAUUGGAUGCCCUUUGCCAAGAGUUCUUUGAAGAGAAUAGCACCACCAGCAAAGGAGGAGCAGAUGUGGGGCAGCAGUUAUUAGAUGGGCAACCGCAGCAGGAAAAUCAGGAAGUAAUAAUUAUUGAGAUAGAUGCACUCGGCAAAGAGGAGGUGGCCCAGUUGAAGAAGGAAAUGAAAUCGGAAUCAUCGGGUCAAGCGGCCAAGCGUCGUCGCAUGUCCGCGACGCCCACCCGAGACUCCGACACGGAGGUGUCCACCAAUGGACUUAUGAAGCUUAUCUCGUACUUGUGCCCCAAGUGCGGCAAGGAGAUCUCCACGAUGGACGGAUGGCGAGCGCACGUGUUUAAGAAGCACGACUUCGAGCACAUAAUCGAGAAUAGCUUCAAGAUUCUAGAUCCGGGGCGCAAAGCCAUGUGUUUGCAGUGCCGCGAGGUGCAGCCGACGACUCAGCGGUCACAGCUCCAGAAGCACUGCUUUAAGCAUCUGCCUUACCGAUCCUAUCUCAAGUGCACACUCUGCGAGCGAACCAAGACCAGCACCUCGAAGAUCCUCAACCACAUUCGCUACAACCACCAGGAGGAGCUGCAGCGAAAAAACAAGACGCAACUUCUUAUCAAGCCGGAGCCAAAGUGGACCAGUCCCAAAAGGUCCGGAAAAGCUGGCAAGCCGGAUGACGAAGAAGAUGAGGACGCGGAAAGUUUAGCUUGUGAGCACUGCAACAGAGUGUUCAAUACUAAAGGGCUCCACGAUCGGCACGUUUCCGUUUGUAAAAGAGCCGGAAUCAUCCGUCCAAUUUCACCAGUUGAGGGUACCAUCGAAGUCAUGCUGAAUAAUCUGCGAGAAGGGCACUUGCGAAUGAAUGUUAUCUGGAAGGCGAUGCAACGUGAAAAGCUUUAGAUAUAGUCUAGUUAAGGUUUGAUUAUGAUUUUUGAAUACCAAUUUCAGGUUCACACCUAGAGGCACCAAGUGAAUGCCAAUUGAUCAGUAAUUUUUCAUUAGUAUAUAAACAUACCAUAAAUAACUAAAUUUUAUUAUUAUUCUUAUGUCAUUACACUAAAAUAUAGUAGUAAGACUUAAAACUGUUUAAUUAUCUAAUAAUUAAUAUAAUAAUAUUUAACGCAUAUAUAUAUAACGAAUUUCAUUAAAGAUACCAUUUUUCUUGGAGAUAUUUAGUUAAAUUUUUUUAAUGCAAUUAAAUGAAAUUUUGUUAUAUAUUAAUAUAUUGAUCCUUGGCGAAUAGCCUGAUCCUUGACCAUUAUCAUUUACUUUGAAGUGAUGUGAUUGGGCAUUAACAAUAAGUUUUAGGCAUUAGUUGUGCAUCUUAGUAUUUAAUAGUAAAUAAAAUUAUGAAAUGAUAUGACAAA